Drosophila mauritiana is the source of this 1729-nucleotide messenger RNA. RefSeq names its product double-stranded RNA-binding protein Staufen homolog 2 (gene r2d2). The transcript is spliced from 2 exons. The record is from RefSeq and is a predicted model, not a curated record. The coding region runs from base 279 to 1214 and encodes 311 amino acids. NCBI's taxonomy places the organism in Eukaryota, Metazoa, Arthropoda, Insecta, Diptera, Drosophilidae.
GUUCCUUAGUAAAAAAGGUUAUGAAGGGUUGGCGCUGUUUUCGUAUUCGAAUAACGAAUUCCAUAUUAUUUCUUGCCAAUAAAUUUGCCAAAGCGGCUUAAAAUAAUUCAUGCACAGGCUUCUUCGUCAAGAUUUCCGAUUUAAUCGUUGCCGUUUCGUGGGUCUCGCACGGCUUCGUGAUUCGCGUGCCAUCUCUAAUAAUAUUGCAGUGGAUUGGAUAUUUAAUAAAUUUAAUAUAUUGUUAUAUUCUGUCUGACGUGCCUUGACGUGCCAAACUCAUGGAUAACAAGUCAGCCGUAUCUGCUCUACAUGAGUUUUGUGCAAAGACAAACAAUACUCCCCCAACAUACCAUUUUAUUAACGGCGAAGACGGAGGUUUCGUUUGUAAAGUAGAACUAUUGGAGAUAGAGGCCCUUGGAAAUGGGCGUUCGAAGCGCGACGCCAAGCACCUGGCUGCCGCCAAUAUCAUGCGUAAAAUACAAAUUCUGCCCGGCAUGCAGAGCAUGACGCAGGAUUUGUCGUUGGGUGAUCUGGGUGAGGAAAUGACCAACCUAAACCGGGACAUGCUGAAGGAGCUGCGAGACUACUGCGUCCGCCACGACAUGCCACUGCCCUGCAUUGAGGUAGUGCAGCAAAGCGGCACCCCGAGCGCCCCGGAAUUCGUGGCCUGUUGCUCCGUGGCCUCCAUUGUUCGCUACGGAAAGUCGGACAAAAAGAAGGAUGCCCGUCAGCGAGCGGCCAUUGAAAUGCUGGCCUUAAUCUCCAGCAACUCGCACAAUUUGCGUCCGGAUCAAUUGCAAGUAGCGAGCACAAACAAAUUCAAAGGUGCUGAUAUAGAAGAAACUAUGGAGCAAUUGGAGGCAUCGCGCAGAAAGAAAUUCAACAGCUACUGGGAGUUAAAGGAAGAAGGGAACGUAGACCAUACAGGAGUGCGCCUCUGCGACCGACACAACUACUUCAAGAGCUUCUAUCCUGCCCUGAAAAAGGUGGCUCUUGAGGCCAUCCAUUCAGAUGAAUACGAGAGCUCCAAGGAUAAGGCUAUGACCGUACUGAGCGCUUUAAAGAUAACACCCAAAAUCAGUGAAGUGGCAUCUACAUCGGCGGUUCCCUUGCUUAGCGUCGAGCUUAAUUGUGAUUUCGAUGUGGUCCUUAUAGAGAAUGAGAUCAAUAUAUACGACCAUAUAAUAGACUAUUUUCGCACCAUGUUGGUUUAAUGUGUAUAACAUUUAUUCAACUAUUCUGGCUUAAAACUAGGUAAACUCGUUUUAUUUACACUCUAGAAUGCACAUAUUUCAUUAAAUCGUACGGUUAAUACAAAAUUAUUUCUUCAAGGUCUUUUAGUAAACAUCUAUGUUAACUUUGUACACGAUUGAUAGGUCUAAAAAAUCCAAGCAAAUAACUAAGGGAAGUGGGUAAAACAACAAAAGCUUAACACAUACUUUCCGAUGCCUAUACCAAUGUUAAUCCUAUUAAAAUUUAAAGUAUUUAUUCGGUCUUAACUUAUUGUUUGUAACAACUGAUUGUUAAAUUACAUACAUAUGUAUUGCACAGUGAAAUUACAAAUAUUGUACAUUUGCUUUUAAAAGGAAAGCUAGUAAUCAAAGAUUUAUUUGAAACUAAUAUUUUAAAUAAUUUCACUGUAAGGCUAGCUGGCAAAAAUGCUGCAUUUUUUUUUACAAGUACAACUUUUAUAGUCUAAAAUAAAUAAAGUGCUUCGUAGUCUUCCGCA